AUGAAGAGUGUGAAAUUGUCAUUGGAAAUAUUAGCAUUAUUGGUAGAAUAUUACAAUAAUGCCUAUAGUAAUUCUUUUGUAUUCUUAUUGGAUAUCUAUAAUUUGUUAUCAGAAACAAUAGCAGUUUUCCUACAAAUUAAUCAAUUUGAUAGAUUAAGACUUAGAGCGGAAGUAUAUGGAUCAACGUAUGCAAAAAGACAUAUCAGAUCAGCAAAUGUAUUAUCUAAAUUUGUUUUAGAUGAUAAUAUGACUGAUACCUAUUUGGCUUUUGUAAGGUGGUAUUCACAAGCCGACCAUUCUAGGACAAGGUUUCACUGUAAUAUAAAUGAUGAUAAUAAAUCUAGCAAUAUCGAAUUAUGGAAAUCUGAAUUUUAUGAAAUAGGAAGAGAUU
Molecule: messenger RNA, 391 nt
Organism: Funneliformis caledonium
Lineage: Eukaryota; Fungi; Glomeromycota; Glomeromycetes; Glomerales; Glomeraceae
Source: the annotation of a GenBank genome assembly